Messenger RNA from Megalops cyprinoides (Indo-Pacific tarpon), 4108 nucleotides. It is a transcript of the gene osbpl3b, whose product is annotated as oxysterol binding protein-like 3b. The transcript is spliced from 23 exons. NCBI's taxonomy places the organism in Eukaryota, Metazoa, Chordata, Actinopteri, Elopiformes, Megalopidae. Gene Ontology annotation, molecular function: cholesterol binding. The record is from RefSeq and is a predicted model, not a curated record. Gene Ontology annotation, cellular component: cytosol; perinuclear endoplasmic reticulum; plasma membrane. The coding region runs from base 460 to 3093 and encodes 877 amino acids.
ACUGCGGGAAAUCAAUUUGACAGAAAAGUUUUCGCUAGAUCGGGCGAAAACUUCUGUAUCUGUUUAGCUACCGUUGUUACCGUUGCCGCUAAGAUAAUAAGUAACUGUUAAUGUCUGAAUUCGGAAAUCAUUUUAAUGUUGCUACGUCUCUCAACUGGGCGUGUGAUGCUUGUCGUCUUCCUUAUAAUAUUUGAGCGUGAAAUGCAGUAAGUCAAAGUUGCUUUAUUGUAGUACUUGUGAUGUUUAGAGAUUUUUAAACUGGACCGCUCCGGGAGAAGAGGAGAGUACACAGGUGAUUCCUGCGAAACUUCGGUAAAGGCACUGAGCGUGCUCGGACUAUGCCUCACUCUGGCUGGUGAGGAGAUGUACAGCGUCGGCCCCACCCUGCCUAAGCCAAGCCCCGCCCUGCUGCAGUGAGGCCGUGCCCAUGAGCUGAGCUCAGAGGAGAGCAGUGCCACCAUGUCACAGAAGAUACCAUCACCAACCCGCAGCACCAGCAGCUGCUCCUCCAAACACGACAGCCGACAGGACAGCUGGGAGAUCGUGGAGGGUCUGCGGGGGGGACUCACUAAUGUGCAGGAGCCUCAGAAGCAUGAGGGGUUUCUGCUGAAGAAGAGGAAAUGGCCCAUGAAGGGCUGGCACAAGAGAUACUUCUUCCUGGACAAGGGCAUCCUGAAAUAUGCAAAGAGCGGCCCUGACAUUGAGAAGGGAAAGCUUCAUGGCUGCAUUGACGUGGGUCUGUCCGUCAUGGCCAUUAAGAAGAAGGCAAAGUGCAUCGAUCUGGACACUGAGGAAAACAUCUACCACCUAAAGGUCAAUUCCCAGGAGAUGUUUGAUGAAUGGGUUUCUAAGCUGCGGCACCAUCGACUGUACCGCCAGAAUGAGAUCGCCAUGUACCCUCACGAGAAGCCCCUCUUCUACUCCCACUUCCCCCCUGCCGUGUCUCCCAGCCUGUCCGAGAGUGCCUCCAUGAGGAAGCGCUCCACCCUGACAAAGCAGGCCUCUAUCCACAACUCAGCAGCCUUCCCUAUGACCUUCAACAGUCAGUCCAAGGUCGCUGCUUGGCUGCAGUCCUCUGACGACAUGGACAAGUGUUCCAAAGAGCUCUCAAUGUGCGAAUCCUACCUGCUGGAACUGAACCACCUGCUGAGGAGUAUGGAGGUGCUGCAUCGUACCUACUCCGCCCCGGCCAUCAACGCCCUGCAGGCAUCCACAUUUGACAGUCCCAAAAAGGAAAAGAGGCCACCCAGGAAAUGGCGUUCCAAGAACUAUGGGAAAGAUACAAAAACAACCCUCCAGGUUCCAAGCUGCAUUUCCUCUGGGUCAAUCCGACUCCAUGCCUCAAACCCAAAUCUCUCCACUGCCGAGCUGGGCAAUGACAAGAACUACCCAGAGGUCCCAGACUCACCAACAGACGUAUCCAAACUGCAGGAGGACUUCUGUCGGGUAGCUAAUGAAUUGCAUGCCACUCUGAAGUCAGCCUUCAGCUCUUUGUCCUCAGAGAGGGAAAGGUUGAAACAGGUGCUGGACCAUGAGAUGUGUCAACCCCCCUCCACUCAGAUGAUGGGGCUGAAAAAUGCUCUGACCUCGGCCAUAGCCCAAAACUCUGAGCUGAGGGAGCGUCUUUGCAAGAUUCACGCUGAGUCGCGCAUCGUAGAACCCGCUGUCGUUAUUAACCUCAGCACUGCCCCCCUGCAGAAGCAGGAUUCUACAGAUGGUUCCCGCCCACUUGUCCACCAGGCAUCCAAUGAAAGUAGAGCUUCCAUCACAGAAUCAUUGUCAGAGUUCUUUGAUGCACAGGAAGUCCUACUGUCUGCCAGUUCCUCAGAGAACGAGGCCUCUGAUGAUGACUCAUACAUCAGCGACAUCAGCGACAAUAUCUCCAUGGACAACUUCAGCAAUGAGGCGGAGUGUGACAGAUCCCACUCAGUCUAUGUGGAGAAUGGUGCCCUCCAGAGGCAGCGCAGGUCCUGUCUGCCUGCCCCAAGCCCCAGCACCAGCAGCAUCAGCCUGUGGAACAUCCUGAGGAACAACAUCGGGAAGGACCUGUCCAAAGUGGCCAUGCCCGUGCAGCUGAACGAGCCCCUCAACACCCUGCAGAGACUGUGUGAGGAGCUGGAGUACAGCGAGCUGCUGGACCGGGCCGCAAACACGCAGGACCCCUUCGAGAGGAUGGCAUACAUCGCUACGUUUGCAGUCUCGGGGUAUGCAUCCAGCUACUACAGAGCUGGCGGAAAGCCCUUCAACCCGGUCCUGGGAGAGACGUACGAGUGUGACUGCAAGGACAAGGGAUUCCGCUUCAUUGCAGAACAGGUCAGCCAUCACCCCCCUAUUUCGGCAUGUCACGCAGAGUCCAAAAACUUCAUCUUCUGGCAAGACAUGCGGUGGAAGAAUAAGUUCUGGGGCAAGUCGAUGGAGAUCGUCCCUGUGGGCACCACGCAUGUGCGUCUGCCAGGGUUUGGGGAUCACUAUGAGUGGAACAAGGUCACCUCCUGCAUCCACAACAUUUUGAGUGGCCAGCGCUGGAUCGAGCACUAUGGCGAGAUCUCCAUAAAGAACAGCAGCAGCGACAUCUGCCAGUGCAAGGUCACCUUCGUCAAGGCAAAGUAUUGGAACUCGAGUGUGAAUGAGGUGGAAGGCGUGAUCACUGACCAAAAGGGGAAGGUCAUCCACACGUUGUUUGGGAAGUGGCAUGAGGGCAUGUACUGCGGGGACCCGCCCUCUGCCUCCUGCAUCUGGAGAGCAAAUGCAAUGCCUGCAGACCACGAGCAGUACUAUGGUUUUACAAAGUUUGCCAUUGAGCUGAACGAACUAGACCCUGCAGAGAAGCCGCUGCUGCCCCCUACUGACACCCGGCUGCGACUGGACCAGAGGUUACUGGAGGAAGGCAACGUGGAGGCAGCCGAGGUGCAGAAGCAGAGGAUCGAGCAGCUCCAGAGAGAGAGGAGGAGAGUCCUUGAGGAGAACAACAUGGCCCACCAACCCCGGUUUUUCAAGAAAUCAAAGGACGACACCUGGGUAAGCAACAACACUUACUGGGACUUGAAGAUGGACCCAGGCUUCGCCAACUUGGACUGCCCUGUACUAUGGUGACCAGUGUGCUGACCCCAUGCUCCUGCAGUGAUUGGGGCUGGUUCUGAAGAUAUCUGCUGUUCCAUUCCCUGGCGGACCCAUCCACUGACACCCUUGCCCUUUGCUGCUGAAUUCUCCAUUGCUUUCCAUAGUAGCCUGUUUCAUUGCAGCUCAUCCUGUUUAAAGCCUUAAUGCAGAGUGCUUAUGGAACUGUGUAGCAUUUGUAUGCAAACAUGUGUCAAGAGAAUAUGCAAACCGGGCUCUGCUUGACAUCACUGUGCACUGAACGUAGCACAUAGAAAGAAAUGGACCGAAAUGCCAUGUUGGUACUGAGGGAGAGACAGCCCCUCAUUGGUGAACUGCUGUUCCACAUCAAACCUGCUUGUCUUCACAAGUCAAACUGUAUACUGUAUAAUUCUGUCUUAACUUCUUAGAUUUUCUACCUCUGAAGUGAAAUGGCAUAGAAACGAUGGUAACACUGAAAUAGCGUAUGUACUACAUUGCAAAGAUUCAGCACAUGUAUGUUGCCUUACCAGUUAAAUAUAUCAUGUUUUUUAAACCAUGUUUAAACCUGGUUAAAACAAUGCUUAAUGACUCUUAUUAGAAAUGUAAUAUAUGUUAAAUGUUAUAUGUAAAAUAUUUGAAUUCAUUUACAGAACAUGGAACAGAGGGAGGAACGUCAUUGAAAACUUUUGAGGAGCAUUUAUAUCUUACAUCUUCUAAAAGUCUUGUAUCAUUCCAGUUCCAAUUCCAAAAUCCAGUUUUCUGCAAACAUCAAAAAUGGACUUGGAAGUUUUGCAGAUAUAUCCCUCACCUUUAUGUUUGUCUGUAUGUGUGUUUGUGUGUGAGAGUGCUCUACACAUUUGACCUAUAUUCUGUGUAUGAUGUUAUCUAAAUAAUGACAGCCAUCCUGUUUCAGCAACAGUUCUGGCUGAUACGGUGUACAAUAUAGAUAACAUAAAUGACCUACGAGGUAUAACAAUGUAAGGGGUGACAGAGCAGCAAUUUGAAAAGUGACCCUUCCCCAUGGGGGUGU